CAGAGCCAAAGAGAGAAGAAUCAUACUGUACUGGACAGCACAUAUGAGGAUGAUUCGUAAAUAAGAGGCAGAGCCCAGCGCAGAGCAGACAGCCGUGCGGACCAGUACUCAGACCCACGGAUAGCCCAGCCUCUUCAGAGCUGGAGCCCCUUUCUCCAACUCGCGUCUCCCCUUCGCUUCGUGCCCCCCUCAACGACAUGUACCCCGAAGAGAGCCGGGGGUCCGGAGGGGUAGCUACUAUGGACUUCCUGGAAGGGACUUAUGACUAUGCUGCCCCCACCCCUGCUCCGACUCCUCUUUACAGCCACUCCACCACUGGCUGCUACUCCGCUCCUCUGGACACUCACGGACCACCCUCUGAUGGCAGUCUUCAGUCCCUGGGCAGUGGGCCGACCAGUCCUCUUGUGUUUGUGCCCUCCAGCCCACGGCUGAGCCCCUUUAUGCACCCACCCAGUCACCACUAUCUGGAAACCACUUCGACACCCGUUUACAGGUCCAAUCACCAGCCGGUCCCCAGAGAGGACCAGUGUGGUACCCGUGACGAGGCAUACAAUGUGACGGAGUUGGGAGCUGGAGCUGGGGGGUUUGAAAUGAUCAAAGAGACACGUUUCUGCGCCGUGUGCAGCGACUACGCAUCUGGGUACCACUACGGGGUGUGGUCCUGUGAGGGCUGCAAGGCCUUCUUUAAGAGGAGCAUUCAGGGUCACAAUGACUAUAUGUGCCCAGCGACCAAUCAGUGUACUAUUGACAAGAAUCGGAGGAAGAGCUGCCAGGCUUGCCGUCUUAGGAAGUGCUAUGAAGUGGGCAUGAUGAAGGGAGGUAUGCGUAAGGACCGUGGACGUGUUUUGCGGCGUGAAAAACGACAGACCGGCAUCUCGGGCAGAGACAAGUCUGGUAAAAAUCCAGAGCACACAAGGGUGCCCCCUCAGGAUGGGAGGAAGCACGUAUCAAGCAGCAGUACUACAAGUGGUGGAGGAGGAAGGUCUUCUUUAACGAGCAUACCUCCUGAUCAGGUGCUCCUCCUGCUCCAGGGUGCUGAGCCCCCAAUCCUGUGCUCUCGUCAGAAGAUGAGUCGACCCUACACAGAGGUCACCAUGAUGACCCUGCUCACCAGCAUGGCUGACAAGGAGCUGGUUCACAUGAUCGCCUGGGCCAAGAAGCUUCCAGGUUUUCUGCAGCUGUCCCUUCAUGAUCAGGUGCUGCUGCUUGAGAGCUCGUGGCUAGAGGUGCUGAUGAUUGGGCUCAUUUGGAGGUCCAUCCACUGCCCCGGCAAACUCAUCUUUGCACAGGACCUCAUCCUGGACAGGAAUGAAGGCACCUGUGUUGAAGGCAUGGCCGAGAUCUUCGACAUGCUGCUGGCCACCGCGUCCCGCUUCCGCGUGCUCAAGCUCAAACCUGAGGAGUUUGUCUGUCUCAAAGCUAUCAUUCUGCUCAACUCUGGUGCAUUUUCUUUCUGCACCGGUACACUGGAGCCCCUUCACGACAGUGCGGCAGUGCAAAACAUGCUAGAUACCAUCACUGAUGCCCUCAUAUAUCAUAUCAGCCAAUCAGGAUGCUCGGCUCAGCAGCAGUCGAGAAGACAGGCCCAGCUGCUCCUGCUGCUCUCCCACAUCAGACACAUGAGCAACAAAGGCAUGGAGCACCUCUACAGCAUAAAGUGCAAGAACAAAGUGCCUCUGUACGACCUGCUGCUGGAGAUGCUGGACGCUCACCGCCUACAUCGGCCAGUCAAACCAUUUCAAUCCUGGUCCCAGGGUGACAGAGAUUCUCCCACCACAUGCAGCAGCAGCACCACCAACAGCGGUGGUGGUGGUGAUGAUGGUGUCUUCUCAGCUGGUUCCAGUUCAGGACCUCAAGGCAGUCACAAGAGCCCGUGCCAUGAGAACCUGAGCAGAGCGCCCACGGGUCCAGGUGUCCUGCAGUACAGAGGGUCCCGUUCUGACUGCACCCGCAUCCUAUGAAAUGAGCAGCAUGUGAAGGUCAAAAGUCAUUUUUUAUUGAUGGUUUAUGUCUUACAGAAUGAAAAGGGUUAGAGAAUUAAAGAUUGUGGUUAUAUUUGAAUUCACAUGAGAGAAUAUUUAUAAAUAAAGUGAUUUUAUAGCUGCUUAGUGAGAACCUUCUCCUUGGAGCUGCACAGCAGUGUGAAUCUCAGUGCACUUGACCUUGUGCACUGCUUUUAAUGAUAUCUGUGAUUUUGAAUCAGCUUUUCAGUACCGCUUCUCGUUUUCAGCACAGCAGCUGUUUAAUGUGGUGCUCUGUUAGCUACGGUGAUUUCAAACGAUGAGCAGCUAAUCUUUCUGUUUAUUCGCCUCGACCAAAGUGCACUUCCUCUCUGAUUUAAGAGGCUGAUGGGCAUUAUUUUUACAUUUUCAUAUGAAGUUAAAAAAAUUACAUGGUAAAUAGUGAUAAAACUGGUUAAAAUGAAUGUGGAAUUUGCUGUGCUUAGACUCCAGCAUCGCUAACGAAUAGACAUCAGGUAACGUGCAUGUGCACAGUCAAUUUUAAACUUGAUAUAUUUGAGAGAAAAUUUUUUUUUUUGUGAUCACAUUUUGAAAUGAGCAGCAGCUGAGGAUGUAACUUGUGGAUUUUAAGUUGGUAGUCCUAAAUAACAGAUGUUUGAUUGCUGGGUAACCUUUGUGUACAGGAGGAUUGCUUUCUGUGCUUUAUUUGCACCAAAUCUUUUUUCCUUAAUCUGUUAUGUAUCUGUAUCUGUUCACUGUGCACAUGUGUGGUUAACGGAGAGACUGUAACACAUGCACUGAUACAGGUAAUGACAGCGCUAACCAGAUAUCACCAAAAUGAAUAUGCGUUGACCCAAUUUCUGUUGAAAUCGGCUGAAUUGGUUGCAGAUGAAGAAAGAAGACAUCCAGUAUAAUCUUAAUCAGAUUUUUUUUUUCAUUUAGCUGCUUUAUAAUUAGUUGGUUUAGAAGUCACGAAUUCAAAGAGUUCUUGUGUCUGACCAACAGCCUGAAAUCCUGACACGCUGAUCGUGUUUCGUCAAACAGUGAAGACAAAUUUAACAGCCAGUGUGCCAACUUUAAUAGUGCAGUCAGAAAGGGGGUCACAUCUGAGAGCUGGAUUUUUGACUGUGAUUUUUGAUGUUUAGCCCGUGACUAAUUUGCAAAAUUCAAAACGUGUUACUAAAAUUUUUAGGCUUAAAAUCAGUUGAAACUGUAACUUACAUUGGAUUAAAUGCACAUUUUGGACUGCAUAGAAACUGCAUAUAGGCAGACCUAUACAGUACUGAGCAAAAUUCUUGAGUCACCCCUCAUUUGUUUUUAUUUUGCUAGGAAAUGGGAAAUGGGUGCAGUAAUUUAUUGAAACAUGCAAACAUGCAUGGAAAUGCAGUAUAUAA
Molecule: messenger RNA, 3355 nt
Organism: Archocentrus centrarchus (flier cichlid)
Lineage: Eukaryota; Metazoa; Chordata; Actinopteri; Cichliformes; Cichlidae
Gene: esr1
Product: estrogen receptor 1
Exons: 10
Coding region: 198-1961 (587 amino acids)
Biological process (GO): steroid hormone receptor signaling pathway; regulation of DNA-templated transcription
Cellular component (GO): nucleus
Molecular function (GO): sequence-specific DNA binding; nuclear estrogen receptor activity; steroid binding
Source: RefSeq, a predicted model, not a curated record